This is a messenger RNA of Cladocopium goreaui, 2102 nucleotides long. The record is from the annotation of a GenBank genome assembly. Lineage: Eukaryota; Dinophyceae; Suessiales; Symbiodiniaceae.
CGAAUGUUGAUCCUAGCGAUGACAUGACAACUCAUGGCAUCAAUGACAGCUUCCGCCGUUCCGCAGAACGGCUCGCAGCGCGCAAUGGUCUCGGCUGCUCUGCGGGGACAUUGGUCCAAGCUUCAGAUGCUGGUGGAGAAAGGUGCAAACCUCUCCUCUGAUGCCGCCAUGCGUGCGUUCACUCUGGCGGCCGCAGCGCAGUCUGUGGAGGUGCUGCAAUGCUUCCUGCUGAAGGGCAUUGAUGUGGACUCCUGGGGCGUCAAGAAGGCCCUUCUAUCAGCCGCCACAACUGGAGACGUGUUGGUUCUGAGAUGUCUCGUGUCCAACCGAGCAGAUCUCACAUCCUGGGCGGCCAAGCAGUCCUUGAUCCUUGCGGCCGAGAAGGAACAGAUGGAGGUGCUGCGUUUCCUGCUGCGCAGCGGUCUGGAGCUUGGACCUGAGAUCGGAGACCUGGUGAUGGAGACAGCAGCGUCCAAGAACGAUGUGCAUGUGUUGCAACUUCUCCUGGACAAGAUGGCGCAGUUCCACUCCAGCGCCGGCGAAGCGGCGCUGGCCUCAGCGGCGCGCUGCCGCAGCUGGGAGGCACUUCACUUUCUGGUGCUGGCAGGGGUGGAGUUGGAGUCGCCAUCUGGGCAAGUCGCGUUGUUUGCCGCCGCUGGCAGCAGCAAUGGCUUCAUCCUGCGGGUCUUGGAAGAAGGAGGUUUGGACACCUCCUCCGAACGUUCACAGCUGACCCUGCGAAGCGCUCGGCACCGGCAGCGCUUUGAUCGCCGCCUGCGACGCAAGCGCCUGGAAUGCGACCUGGACUCCUUCGCCCUGAAAUUUGGGAAGAUCGCCUUGAGAGCUAGCCGUUGCGCAGAGGAAGGGCGGUUCCUGAAAGCGUUGACAGCCGCUGUCGUCCCAAGGCCACCUAGUUUGAGACCGACCAUCGAGACUCAGGAUGCGACCAGCAUCGAGGAGGCAGAGGGGGUAGCGGAGUCGGCGGAGCUGCGUGGCGGAAUUGAGGAUGAGCAGCUGGACAUGGAAGAAAUGCGAGAUUCGGAGCUAGAUCUGGAUUUCUUCGCGCCGCCGCUCUUCACAUCCGCAGCUCCCCCACAUCUGCCUCUGCCGCUGCCGGAGCAACCAGCAGAGCAGGAGGAACUGGACCCACACGUGGAAGACACUGCGGAAGCCAAUCCAAAGCUGGAGGAGGCUCAACCAAUGGAGCGAUGUGAUGUCCGUAGAUACUUAGAUCAGCUGAUUGUCUCUGCGCUAGAAUCCUGCGGAGCGAUGGACAGCGACAGGCCUUCGAUGCUUGCCGGCACCGAACGCCGCAACAAAACGCCGCCAGCGAUAACACCUGAGCCAGUCACUGAAGCUGACAUCAAGCCACAUGAGGUCUACGAAGACCUAAGGGUGGCCGCCAGCCGUGGGCAACAGGAUCAGGUGCUGCACCUCCUCCGCCAGCGCGCCGUUUGUCAAAGCGCCAGCAGCGCUGGCAGCGCCACGGCAUUGCACCUGGCGGCGCAGAAUGGACACCGGGAGGUGGUGGAGGCCCUGUUGGCGGCUGGGCAUCGCGCCGAGAAGGUUGAGGGCUUCACCCCGUUGCACGACGCCGCGCAGAACGGCCACGUGGAGAUCCUUCGUUUGCUGCUCCGAUCUUCACCUUGCAGGGCUCAGCCGCCCGACGCCGGGGCCUUGCAGAUUGCGGCGCGCCGGGGACACGUGGAGGUGGUCCGAGAACUGCUGAGAGCAGAAGCGAUGCCCGAUACCUUAGAUUGCGGCUAUUCAGCGCUGCACGAUGCCUCCUAUGCAGGUCACCCUUCAGUGGUGCAACUGCUGUUGGAUCACAGGGCCUCAAUACAGCUGCGAGCCACCGAUGGAGCCACAGCGGUGCACCUGGCGGUGCUGGGUGGAUCCCCUGAGACGCUGAAGCUUUUGCUGGAGGCGCGCGGUGAUGCCUUAGACGCCAUCGGGCCGCAGCAGAUCACGCCCAUCCACCUGGCAGUGAGUGGUGGCCAUGUUCAGAUGCUACGAAGUAUGGUGAGCAAAAAGCCAGCUUCGCUUCGGAAUGAUGCCAUGAUGAAUUUAUGACCUGACUUUGGUGGUUCAUCUUGCUUGGC